Molecule: messenger RNA, 318 nt
Organism: Beta vulgaris subsp. vulgaris (sugar beet)
Lineage: Eukaryota; Viridiplantae; Streptophyta; Magnoliopsida; Caryophyllales; Amaranthaceae
Source: the annotation of a RefSeq genome assembly
AUGAAGCGCCAGGGAACCAUGCAUUCCCCCCGGGCUGGGCUCUCGCGUGUCCGGAGUCCGAUCAGAUCAACCAGCGACCGGUUUACGGAACAAGGAGUUAAGCAAGGGCCAGGAUAUUUGUGGAAGAACCUGGCCGAAGUUAGUAUUGUGUUCAACUCCGCAGGUUGGCUGGUUGGAAGGAUUGCUUUCUGCCAUCUGUCUUUCCUUUCUCUCUCUUCUCUUAGCAAAGAAAGUAGAAAAAAGUCAAACUUUUGGCUUGCUACAAGCUGGGCUCGGGUUUCUGGCUUGGAAAAAGCUUCCCCUGUAGUCGUCAGCUAG